Messenger RNA from Corylus avellana, 1200 nucleotides. RefSeq names its product Galactose mutarotase-like superfamily protein. NCBI's taxonomy places the organism in Eukaryota, Viridiplantae, Streptophyta, Magnoliopsida, Fagales, Betulaceae. The record is from RefSeq and is a predicted model, not a curated record. Gene Ontology annotation, biological process: glucose metabolic process; beta-D-galactose catabolic process via UDP-galactose, Leloir pathway. Gene Ontology annotation, molecular function: carbohydrate binding; aldose 1-epimerase activity.
AAAACUCUCUCAAACUGGGAGUUCUCCAAUGAGAGAGAAUCCAAUGGCAGAUCAGAACCUGAAGCCGGAGCUCUUCGAACUCAACAAUGGAACCAUGCGUGUCCUCAUCACCAACCUCGGCUGCACCAUCACUUCCUUGUCUGUGCCUGGCAAAGAUGGGAAAUUGGCUGAUGUUGUUCUUGGAUUCGACUCUGUCGAACCAUAUCUGAAAGGUGCUGCCCCCUAUUUUGGCUGCAUUGUGGGUAGGGUUGCUAACAGAAUCAAAGAUGGAAGGUUUACACUCAAUGGGAUUGAAUACACUUUGCCCAUCAACAAGGCCCCAAACAGUCUCCAUGGUGGGCACAAUGGAUUUGAUAAGAAGUUGUGGGAGGUAGCCGAAUAUAAAAAGGGAGAGAACCCAUCGAUCACUUUUAAAUAUCACUCUUGUGAUGGGGAGGAAGGUUACCCGGGCGAUGUCUCUGUGACUGCAACGUACAUGCUUACUUCGAGCACAACAAUGAGGCUUGACAUGGAAGCUGUGGCAGAGAACAAGGCAACUCCAAUCAGCUUAGCUCAACACACGUACUGGAACUUAGCCGGCCACAACUCUGGGAACAUACUUGACCAUACAAUUCAGAUUUGGGCGAACCAUGUUACUCCCGUGGAUGAGAACACAAUCCCGACUGGCGAAAUCGUGCCAGUUAAAGACACUCCCUUCGAUUUCACUACAGAGAAGAGGGUAGGCGAGUCGAUCCACGAGGUUGGUUUAGGGUACGACCACAACUUUGUGCUAGACUGUGGGGAAGAGAAAUCUGCAGGGUUGAAACAUGCUGCAAAGGUGAAGGAUCCAUCAAGCUCUAGGGUGCUUAACCUGUGGACCAAUGCAGCCGGGAUGCAGUUUUAUACAGGGAAUUAUGUGAAAGGGGUUGUCGGUAAAGGAGAUGCUGUUUAUGAAAAGCAUGGCGGGCUAUGUCUAGAGACACAGGGAUUCCCAAAUGCCAUAAACCAACCCAACUUCCCGUCUGUUGUUGUUCAACCUGGUGAGAAGCACAAACACACAAUGUUGUUUGAGUUUUCAGUUGAGUGAAGUGAUUGUCUUGGUAGUCUUUUGUGGUGUGGAUGUCAGAAUAAGGUUGGGGUUUUGGUUUGAUUGCUACCAAUUAGUGUUGGAACCUGAAUCAUGGCCUAUAAUUUAAUAAUAUGAUGAGAUGCUUCUUAUUA